Messenger RNA from Glarea lozoyensis ATCC 20868, 1158 nucleotides. RefSeq names its product TRAP-like protein. Lineage: Eukaryota; Fungi; Ascomycota; Leotiomycetes; Helotiales; Helotiaceae. The record is from RefSeq and is a predicted model, not a curated record. The transcript has 5 exons. The coding region runs from base 1 to 1158 and encodes 385 amino acids.
AUGUCAUACCAAUAUCCUCCCCCUCCAGGUUCUGGCCAGCCGGCGCAACAGGCACCACAACAGCAUUAUGCUCCUCCUCCUUCAACAUCACCGCAACAAGCUCAAUACUCAUACCCACCUCCACAGCAACAAGGUUCUCCAGCUCACGCUACUUCGUACCCUCCUCCCCCGCAACAGCAUGGCUCUCCUCCGCAAGCUCAGUCAUACCCACCCCCACCGCAGCAACAACAACAAGCGCCUCAGCAGCAGCAAUACACUUCCCCACCAAACUUCUCACAACACCGCACGUCUUACCAACAAGCUCCAGCCCAAGCAGCUCCACAACAGCACCAACAGCAACAAGCAGCACUUCCUUCUUAUCAGGAACCGCCCCAUAGCUCGGGGUACCCAGAAGAAAAGCCAGCCUUGGACGUGAGCAAGACGAGUAACCUGGAUCAUGGAGCACCAGCUGCUGGCCAUUUCGUGGGCGCCAGCACGACCGUAGAUGACAUUGGAACUUUCAAUGGAGGUAGCUACCGCAUUAGCCACAGGGACUCGAACAGUAUCGUGACGAUUCAGCUUGCUAUGGGAUGUCCUUUGACUGCUAAGCCAGGUGCUAUGAUUGCAAUGACCCCAACCAUAACACUCAAAGGAGCAAUUAAAUUCUCCAUGAAGAAGCUCCUCGGCGGCGACAUAUCAGUUUCCACAUAUACCGGUCCUGGCGAAUUACUCCUCGCGCCAACUGCUCUUGGCGACAUUACCAAUAUCCGACUUUCAGGCGAUGAGCAGUGGUCUGUUGGGAAGGAUGCGUUUCUUGCCUGCACUCAGGGUGUGGUGAAAGAAUAUAAGCGACAAGGUAUCGGAAAGGCUAUGUUUUCCGGAGAAGGUCUGUUUGUAUACAAGAUAAGUGGAACUGGUAUUCUGUGGAUUACUAGUUUUGGCGCAAUUAUUAGGAAAGAUUUGGCGGAUGGUGAGAAGUAUAUCGUUGAUAAUGGCCACCUGGUGGCUUGGAACACAAAGUAUAUACUCGAGCGAGUGGCUUCGGGUGGCAUUAUUUCCGGGCUCUCUUCUGGGGAAGGAUUGGUGUGCAAGUUUACUGGGCCCGGAACUGUAUUUUUACAGACUAGGAAUCCUGCUGCUUUUGCUAUGUGGAUGUCUGCGAAUGCUGCAACAGCAUAA